CGACCGAGCGGUGCCAGGCCAGGUGUGCGCGUCCGUCGGUCCUUCCGUGCCCGCGCCGGAGACCAGCCUCGGAGGCCGCCGGGCCCGUCCCUGUGCCCGGCACCAUGAAGCAGGAGUCCACAGCCCAGAACACCCCGCCCGCCUCGCCGCCCCUCUCACCAGCCCCCUCGCCAACCCCCUCGCCACCCUCGCAGCAUCCCCGGGAUGACGGCGACCCCCAAGCGCUGUGGAUUUUCGGGUACGGCUCCCUGGUGUGGAGGCCCGACUUCGCCUACAGCGACAGCCGUGUGGGCUUCGUGCGCGGCUACAGCCGCCGCUUCUGGCAGGGAGACACCUUCCAUCGGGGCAGCGACAAGAUGCCUGGCCGUGUGGUGACCCUCCUUGAAGAUCAUGAGGGCUGCACUUGGGGUGUGGCAUACCAGGUUCGAGGUGAGCAGGUGAGCGAGGCGCUGAAGUACCUGAAUGUUCGGGAAGCAGUGCUUGGCGGCUAUGAUACCAAGGAAGUCACCUUCUACCCCCAAGAUACCCCUGACCAACCACUCAAGGCAUUGGCUUAUGUGGCUACCCCCCAGAAUCCUGGAUACCUGGGUCCUGCCCCUGAGGAGGCCAUUGCAACACAGAUCCUGGCCUGCCGCGGCUUCUCGGGCCACAACCUCGAGUACUUGUUGCGCCUGGCGGACUUCAUGCAGCUCUGUGGGCCCCAGGCACAGGAUGAGCACCUGGCUGCCAUCGUGGACGCUGUGGGCACCAUGCUGCCCUGCUUCUGCCCCACCGAGCAGGCUUUGGCACUGGUCUGAGGGGCUGAGCCCCUGAACAGAGUGUCCACAUAGACAUGGGGCCAAGUCCCCAAACCUGUGCACACAGCGGACUUGAUAGAGUUGGAGCCCGCUGGAAGGACUCGGUGGACAGCUGGGAGCCUUUCUCCUAAGCCCCUGCCUGUCCCACCAGCCUCCAGCUAUCCUGCCUGACACUGACUACUUGAAACUAUUUAUUGCACCAUGUUGGUGUGGUGGGCAGGUGGGGGGCCUGCCCCAGACAUAGGGGCCCUGCUGAGCAGUGCCCCACCUCAGGCACCUGGUGCCUGGCCCAAUUCCCCCCAGUGCUGCUGCUAACCCCAUACCACCCAGGCCUCUGCCUCCCAUCCCCAGUCCAAACACUCCUCAGCCCUGGAAAUAGAGGACAUGUGAAAAGUCCCAGCCUGUUGGGAAGGGGUGGGG
This is a messenger RNA of Neogale vison (American mink), 1217 nucleotides long. RefSeq names its product ChaC glutathione specific gamma-glutamylcyclotransferase 1 (gene CHAC1). NCBI's taxonomy places the organism in Eukaryota, Metazoa, Chordata, Mammalia, Carnivora, Mustelidae. Gene Ontology annotation, biological process: glutathione catabolic process. The transcript has 3 exons. Bases 105 to 797 code for a protein of 230 amino acids. The record is from RefSeq and is a predicted model, not a curated record. Gene Ontology annotation, molecular function: glutathione specific gamma-glutamylcyclotransferase activity; gamma-glutamylcyclotransferase activity. Gene Ontology annotation, cellular component: cytoplasm.